Molecule: messenger RNA, 5325 nt
Organism: Nyctereutes procyonoides (raccoon dog)
Lineage: Eukaryota; Metazoa; Chordata; Mammalia; Carnivora; Canidae
Product: thyroid receptor-interacting protein 11-like
Exons: 4
Coding region: 3757-5325 (522 amino acids)
Biological process (GO): Golgi organization; endoplasmic reticulum to Golgi vesicle-mediated transport
Cellular component (GO): Golgi apparatus
Molecular function (GO): small GTPase binding
Source: RefSeq, a predicted model, not a curated record
GGGGCAACCAGCACCUGAGAACCAGCUGCACAUAUUCAACCUUGUAGAGAGUCAAGGCCCUCGGGGAGACAGAUUCUUUCCCCAAACUGAUUCUCCCUGGUUUGGGCAGCAUACCUAGGAUGUCGGCUUCUCUUGAGUUUAUCUUCCAGGAAUGGAAGCAAGCAAAAAGAACCAGGAGCUCCUCAGCAUGACAGGACUCUUGCACAGCUGUCCGCUCUGAGAAUAAUCUACCCCACCUUGUCUCACACGCCCCACUGCUGGAAAUCAUGCCGUGAAACCCCUUUCCUAGAGUGUCUAAUCGUUCCAUCCUUGCCAUCAAACAGCCCAUGUGCUUUCCUCCUUUGACCUGGAAUGUUCCUGAGUCACUGGGAGUCAAUCCUGCUCUUGGACUCCUAUGACUCUUCCCGCUACCAUCCUCAUCUGUGAUCACUUCCAGCAAGUAAAAUCCAGAACUUCAGUCAUGCAGCUAGCAAUCCACAGCAAGGAAAGUACUUGUAGAAUUAAAAACAUUUCUUAGAAUUAAUAUUCUAAAGACAAAAUUUAAAGCAAAUCUGAAGCAUAAUGUGGAAUAUUUACAUUCCCUUUUCAGUAGGUCAAGAGGACUGAACAAAGGAAGAAUUCUAUCAUAGCAAGAAUAGGGGAGUGCAUGGGGAUAAUAAUCUAUAACACUUUCUGUGUGGUUUUCAAGUAGGCUUUGACCUUCUGUUGGAGUAUUCUGGAAAGUUUCAACAACUGAAAUGUAAACAUGGAUAUUAUGGAGAUGAAAACCCAUGCUAGCAACUCCUCAAGCUUCCCAGCUGCUGCACCGCCCCCCAGAUAGCAUGCUGCUUUGCCUUCUUUCCAGUUCCCGAGGUGAGGCACUCUUCCAAGCAGGCCUUUGGCACACUUGCCCAGCUGGCGAUGUCAUGUAGUAGACAGAGCAUGGACCUCGGAGUGUGACAUGCUCAGGUUUGAAAACUGGCUCUCCCUGUCACUAGCUGUGUGACCUCAGGAAAUGACUUAACCUCUCUGUGCCUCACUAACCUCAUUUGUAAAACAAGAUGCCUUGCAGAACCAUCAUAAGGAGUCAGGGAGAGGACAAAUAUUUAUGCAUAUGUGUGUGUGUGUACCGAUAAUAUCUGCCGUAUAAUGGAUUCCUACUUAGAAAAUGAGGAGUAAUUAGUCAUUAGUGAUUAUCAUUUCCCUCCAGGGAAAAGCCACGGGAAUAAGUAAAGAAGAAAUAUUCAACUGUUUGUUUCUCUAAUACCUGCUUUGAUUGGUUAAGCGAACAAGACCACGAAGGCAGAUCAAGAAUCAGUGUUGAAAUCCCCUCCGGGAUAAAUACAUGUAUUAUAGACGUAAACUUUGUGGCAGAUAAGCAUCUAUGAUGUCACUCAACCAACUCCAGUAAAGAGCAUUCAUGGCCUCAUUUAAUUAACCAUUAGAACAUUCUUCUUUAUCUUGAGCCCAAACUCUACCUCACAGUGGCCUCCACGCCUGGUCCAGGCCCGAGGAUUUAAUCACAGGUGUACACGGAACAUUUGCGAGGGUUUGCAGACAGGACCAUCUGCGAGCGUUUGCAGACAGGACCCUCGCUCUGACAUUUAUCAUCUCUAAGGCAUGAAGCAAGUCAUGCGGAUAUUCGGGGAGGUUCCACCGGUAUCUGUAAAAGAGGUCUCUUCUCAAGAGUAAGGGGUGUUACCUAACCCACGAAAUCCUGCUCCCUCUCCAAUCCUCAUUGAGGGGUCUCUGCAUGUAAUACCUAGCCGAGAGUCUGACACAGUAAGCACCCCACUGAGAGCUGGUGAAAACAUCAAUGAGCCAAUAAAUAGCAACCGGUGGAAGGAUCAAACAAGCUCAAUACCUGGCAUGUGGCCAGUGGCCAGUAAGUGCUGGCAAUUACUUUUACCAUGUGCUAAUGCCUAGAUGUAUACCUUUUAUGAUCUCGACGUUUCUUAAAUCAGGACAUGUCUUAAAAGUGACUUGUACAUUAAAUCGAGUGGUGUUUCUCCCUGCCACCCUCCACCCAAAAAGUAAAUAUUAAAUCAGUGGUGCAGGAUACUCAGUGGCAUCUUAGAAACAAGGAGAAAUGCUUAGAAACAAGGAAAUGCUAUAUUGUAGAAUUGCUACAGAUGUUCUAAAUCUGCAAUAAAAAGACCUGUGAUGGGUAGAAGCUCAGGAAAUGAGGGCUGUAUCCCCAUAUAUUUGCCAAAGAGAAAUAAUCACAUCGACCUCACAGGACCGCAAUGAGAAUUAAGCUACAAAAUAAGUCACAGAGAUGAAGAGCCACAGUAUAGGCAACACAAUAAUAUUGUAAUAACUUUCUAUGGGGACAGAUGGUCAUGACACUUAUUGUGAUGAGCACAGAGCAAUGCAUAGAAUUGUCGCAUCAAAGUUGUGCACGUAAAAAUAUACAAUAUUGUAUGCCAAUUAUUCUUUAAUAAUUAAAAAAAUAAACAAACCAGAGAGCUAACAGAGCCACCUUUAAAAAAAAAUAAUAAUGAAGUUUUAUUGGAACACAGCCACGCUUUCAUUUCCUUAUGGUCCAGCACUGUUUUUAUGCUACACAGUGCAGUUGAAUAGCUGUAACGGGGACCACCCGGGGUGCAACGCUGAAAAUAUUCACUACUUGGCCUUUUACAGAAAGGUUGUUGUUUUGGUUUGGUUUUUUUCCUUUUACAGAAAGUUUAGCAGUCCUUGUGAUAAAGUCUGAGGAAGGAUGGGGCCGGGGCACUGUCUCCAUAUUCCCCACUGUCACCCGAGGAAAAAGCCACAUAAGUCACGGAUGCAGAUGCCCUCGGGGACACAGCCAGGCUGCAGUCCUGCCAGGAAGCACGGCAGACAGCCAUCCAGCACCAACCCACAGGCUGUGAGCAGCUUUGAGGUGGAGACUACAGCUUCUUCAUUUUAUAUCUCCAGCACCUGCACACAGUAGGUGUUUGGCAGGAGGAUGACAGCAUCAAUUUGUAUUUUAGAAAAAACCAUUCUGAUGAUCUGGGUGGAGACAGGCUGGAAAAGAAGGCAACUAGAGGCAGGAAGCAAAGCUCAGGAGGUGACCACACCAUGCGGCCAUUCUGAACCCCUGAGAGCAGUGGCCAGCGCUACCGCCGCCCACGACACCCAGCCAGGGCCACAGCUGCACACCCGCACGUAGCGGCAGACACGAAGGCCUACGCGGCAGCUGGCGUACCCCCAAAAGCCGGCGUGGGACAGAUGCCCUGUCUCUGCAGGAUGGCCGGGACGGGGAACCUGGGAGCUUCUGGAGGCUGCAAAUGCCCAAGGUCUCCAGGACGGAAACCUCUAUGCAAUCGGAAUCUGCUCUCCUUGGGGCAUGGACGCGUGUCACUGUGUGCCUUUCACCUCAAUUAAGAAACUAAUACUGCGAGGAAACCAGAGUCCAUGGACCGUGGGUAGUGGGAUACCACUAGGCGAGGAGAAGGAGAGGGCCAGGUGCACGUGGGCACGUGCUCCGUGGCCCACCCGGGACAACCAGCGCAGCGGGAAGCAGGGGAAGGGGCCCGGCCCUGGCGUGCGCAGUCGGGAGGACGCGUGGCGCGGGCCGGGCCGGGGGCCGCAGACGGCCUUCAGAAGGCCCGAGGCCUUGCCACUCCCGGCCUGCUCUAGCGGAACCCGGGGCGGGCGUUGCCUAGAAACGCAUCAUUGUCCUUGGGUUCUUAGCCUUGCGCAGGCAUCAGUUCUGGGACACUUGGCGGGGUAGUCCGACCGGGCUGGACGCUUUUUGCGAAGUGGACCAGAUCGGUUCUAUGACCCGCACAAAUGCUUUCCUGGACCCGUGGCCUGGGCUCUGUCCUAGGCCGUUUCCGAGGGCAAGCGGACGGCAGUGAGACUUCCAUCACCGGCCACAGCUUCAGUGUCACCAGAGAUGUGCCGACGAAGGGAAGGGAAAAGGUGGACGAGGUACCUGACUCUGGGAGAAAGGAGGACGAGGUGAGUCGGGUGACCUUAACAUCACAGAAUGAGAGACUUAAAACUCUGUGUAGUGAUCCAGCAGAGAAGUAUGAAGCUUCAGAGCUUCAACUAAAGCAGCAGAGUGCUGGCUACCGACAUCAGCUCCAAAAGAACCAGGUACAAAUAGCACUGCUUAGCGAAAAACCACAAGGGACCGAGGAGGAAUUGCUGGGGCCGCGGUCAGCCGCUCCGAGGGUAAACUCUGCAGCUGGUGGCCAACUGUCAGCCAUGGAAUCUCAUUCCCCCAGUUUCGAUUUCGGUCAUCACGCUUCACCUUUCCACGGUGACGCCGUGGACUUUGCUGAUGUGAUCUGGUCACAGCAAGAAAUAAACAGAUUGUCAAGUCAAGUCUUAAGACUUGAGGCCGAAGUCAGUCAUUGGAAACGUCUUUCCCAGGCUUCGGUGCAGGGAACGAAUAGCCUAGAGCCACUCAAAAUCCGCAACCUGCAGAGUACCAUCAGGGAACUGGAGCAGAAGCGAAGCAAGGAAAUUGAGGAUCACCAACUCGAAAUGGCAGUACUGCAGAACGUCCACCGGCAGAAGCUCGCAGACGUCAUCCGCAGGUACCGCGGAAAACUGAACGGCCUUGAGGAAAAGGUUGAAGAACUGCAAAGCCUGUUACAGAAGGACACCUGUGCAAUCAGAGUAGCCGAUGACCCUCCGAUUGAGCACCUGCAGAAAACCAUUCAAGUUCUACAAACUGAAAAAGCAGAGUCUGCCAGGAAAAUGGAAGAACUGGAAGAAAGAAUACAAUCCCUAAGUGACCAACUAUCUUCUGCAGAAAGUGAAAGAGACGUUUUGAGGAGAGAACAGGACCAGACACCUGAAGGAAGGACAGACAAGAUCGAGGAGUACGAACUGCAGCCUUCCGUUUCAAAGAGACGUGAUGCAGGAGUCACGCAGGAGAGCGCUCUUUCAGGGUGUACACCAGUGGAAGAAGGGUUCGGACUGCAGGAAGCACUGUCCCACGCCGGAAAGGGAACGGUGAGACUGUGUGGCGCCGACCAGGGCAACAACGAUCUCACGCAAGACGCUCUGAAACUUCCAGAGCGAGUCCACAUUGUGGGGCAAGAGAAUUCAUCGUUAAGCCGAGGAAAGGAAGAACUUGGACCGCCGCUUCCUAAAGUGAACGAGGAACAAGAGGCCACUGAACGCACAGCUCCGGGAGACAUCGCCUCGCAUUCAGAAGUACAUCCGUUAAGACGAGACUCGGAGGCCAACGAUCUAAACUUCAAUCAGAGGACAACGGAGGAGGAAUCCCUGGUAGCCGCGUCAGGGGAACCGUACGGACACGACGGGACCACACUGCCGGGGCUUCGAUGGAAGGCCAGCUACCACAACAAGAAAAUGAAGGCAGUAGCAUCACCAUUAAACUAA